This is a messenger RNA of Ramularia collo-cygni, 3093 nucleotides long. RefSeq lists its product as uncharacterized. The record is from RefSeq and is a predicted model, not a curated record. The transcript is spliced from 4 exons. Lineage: Eukaryota; Fungi; Ascomycota; Dothideomycetes; Mycosphaerellales; Mycosphaerellaceae. The coding region runs from base 1 to 3093 and encodes 1030 amino acids.
AUGAUGACCAUCGACAGUGCCCCAAAGGAGGGCACCGCGCACUACUUCCACGCAUCUGUUUACAAGUUCACGAUGAUCGCCCGCACCGCUGUUAUCACAACGUUUCAAGCAAAAGUCGGCAACAUCGCCGCGCACUGCAAAUACAACACAAAAAAGGAUAUAUUUAUGUUGGCGUGUCCAAGCUCGCAGGGCGCUUUCUGUGACGAGGUGCUGUACGAUGUUUUAACUCGAUACAUCGAUGAAGAAUUGGCAUCAGCGCACCGCGAUCGUCGAUUGCCCGAGGUGCAUCAAUUCGCGGAGAGUAAAUGGGAAUGGGAGCAGGAUCGCGAGGAGGAAUCAGACUGCGUUGCCGACGAGGACGCCCCGCGAGUAUUCCGUCCCCAGGCCGUGACCUCACACACCAUAAUGGCCACAGGAGAGUGCAGGAAACUCAAGUUCUUUCGGCUACACGAACUCCCCGAAGCAUUCUUGCGGCGCACUUUGUGUCCACGCAGCAACACUUCAUUCUCCAACGUCAUAAAUGGUCUGACGUGCYGAGCUGUGUGCUGGCAAAACAAUGAGGGGUAUCUGUUCAACGGAUGUGACGGCGCGGAGUCACUUCGUGGAAGCAACAAUUACCAGCAAGUGGAAUAUCCAAAGUUUCCGGUUCUAAAAGACACGAGGGAUCAGGCCGUCCUAGACGAGCUCGACCGCGAAGAGGCAAAAAAGGCUGCGGCUAGCCAGACACAAGCUCGUCUCCCUGGUCCUGGAGUCGACAGUUGGCUCGAAGCAGUUGAUCAGACAGAACAGGUGACACCCGAUGAGGCGGCGGAUUUGCCAAAGGCAACCAAAGGAAUGCUGGCAGCCGAUGAGAUGCAUGGCUUUGGGCGACCAAGAGUCCCCAUCGGAUUCAUGCCUGGCAUGACAGAGCAAGAUGAUCCUUCCGAUGACGAGCAAGCUCCAAGCGUGGCCAGGGCUCCGUUUGAGGUACUGAUGCUGACCGGAACACCGGGGAAUACUAUACUUGUGAGAAGUUUGUCGAGCUCAGAGACGAGCUCGGUGAGCUCGGAUUCCGAAUCUACGGCUGAGAUAGGAGCGAGAGGUGCGCGGGGCGAUUUCGCCUCUCUGUUGCCCGUGGGUGAGAGCAACGAAACGCCCCUGAAAGUUGGCGAGCGGCCAGCGAUCCCCAACCCUGCGCAGAUGUCUGGUCCUCCAGAGCAUUUUCAAUUCCAGCRGCGUGCAGAUCCCACCACCACAAUCUCAACUACCCGAAAGGCGAUGGCCCCACCGUCUACUGUACAAGACCCCGCCGAAUUCACUGCGUAUGACAAGAAGUACGCCGUAGUUGAUAACUAUGGCCUCACCGCGAAUCCUACUCUCUCUGCAUUGCAUGCACUGGAGAAUGACGUGCCAAUUCCCGUGAAGGCGAAGCGCCAGCCUGUCGCACCACGGGUCAGGAAGCCUCAGACAGACGUCGACGACAGCGCCCACUCGAAAAUUGGUUCGAUAUCGAAAUCUGUUGCGUCCACCUCUGCUCUUACUGCGCACGGUAACAGCAAGUCUGCCUUCCCAGCAACGUGGGAGCAGAAUAUCAACAGCGGCAGGGCCCCCACCAUUGGGCUGAUAGAUGCUACGUCGACGCCUCUGUCGAGACCUCUGAGACCACCGCCUGGCUUUGAAAACAUUUCAGAGAAUCACCGUCAACGUGAUGUGCCAUCGACCCUACACACUGUCUCCCACAGUCUCGUCGAUACAACUGAAGUCGGUCUUAUGGAUAGGUCGCCUCCUCGCGUAAACACAGCUCAGAGGCCAGCAUCGAGCAAGAUCCUGCAGCCGAAAUUGUCCACAAGCAGGUCAGCUAGUGAUACCGAAAUUCCUCUUGACAAGUUGGCCGUCUUCCCGCCAGCCUUCGAUCGCAAGCGCAAUACCAUGAAUCAAAAAGCCGGAAAGAAUGUCAAGAGCAAAGGCAAAAAGUUCUCAAAUGCCGGCGGAAAGAAAAUCGUUGCGGAGCUUCCCAAACCUGAUCCUCUACCUGCUCCGCGAGAAAAGAAGGUCAUCGAGGUCGCAACACCAAACUCUAGAAAGCAGAGCAUGCUCAAGCCUGGCCAGCGAGCCAAAGUCGAUGCUCCGCCACCAAUCCCAAAUGAGUUCCAGCGGGUCCUUUCCGAGAUCAUUGAAAAGCAAUCAUCAUCGGACAAUGAGGACGAUGACAAUAUGUCUACAAACAAAGCAUGCAAGCUGCUGCUGAAGUUUUGUCAGCUCUUACUCCUGCCCGAUAGUGUCGACUUCAGCAAGCGAGCAGCUUCAUCGCCCGAAGUCAUCCAGGAAGCCAUUGCAUCUUCCAAGCCUGACGUACACUACUUCCCACGUCUUACGAGCUCAAUUCUUGAUGCGCACAAGUUGAUCGAGCUCAUGGGAGCUGGUGUGACACCCGAAUUGGUUUACGAGGUCCGCAUCAAGGAUGCUACAGGUGUAACCUUGCUCUGUAAGAUACCAGCACGCGACAAGACUCKCUUUACCAUCAAGCCUCGUGACGACACCCUCGCGUGCGAGUUACUACACUACCCUACCCACGUAUGGGACGCCAGAAUGUCACUCGCUCAGCCUCGCGUGGACCAUGAGUCGCGCUCGCAUGAUGCAAUCGUGCAAUUCGUUUCUUCAAUGUCAACAGAGGACAUCACACCAUCGUUCUGUGCAUGGGUCGCUCCUGGAUCGUUCGAUGUCGAAGCAGUUGAGACCCACCGCAUCUUUGAGAACGAACAAGACAGUAUCACGUUCCGGGUGGUCGAGAAGCAACACUUGAUGAUUGACGAGGGCUUCAGAAACGGUCGAUACAAUUUUCGCGCAGUAUCAUGUGCAGACGAGGCCGAGAUGGUCUACGAGCAGCGUUCGUGGUGGGAGGCCAUGUUGGAGACCACCGAGCUGGAGAAGAGACAACAAGUACAAGACAUCGCGACUUUUAUAGUUGAGACGAUCGAUAGUGUUGGGUUGCAGAAUGAAGGUCCGUGGAUGGUGGCCGGUGAGGAUGAGGAGGAGAAGCACGCUGCUCCUGCUCUGCUUUACGACGACUUGGGUCGAAAGCAUCUCGCGGAGAAGAAGAAUCGUCGCUAUUAG